UGGAAUUUCAAGCAGCAAGAAGAAGGCUGAAAUCAAAGACACCAAAAAUGUCGAUGAUAGCUGCAGCGAGCCGAGUCGUUACUGCGAGGAGGAGUGGAUCGAUGAGGGAGUCAGGUCGAGGAGCGAUUCGGUACUUCUCCGACAGCAAGGGUCGAGUCCUGAGCGAAGAAGAGCGUGCUAAGGAGGCCGUCUAUAUUCAGAAAAUGGAGAGAGAGAGGCUUGAGAAGCAGAAGAAGCAAGCUGAGAAAGAAAAGCUGCAGAAAGAGAAAGAGGGUGCUGAGAAGAGCACUGAAGGGACCCAUAAGGGUUGAACAUGAUCUGGCUUCUUUCCUACAUUAUGAUAACCAGUUCUCGAGAUAAAUGAUGAGGAUGGCAAAAAGAAAAAAGAGAGAGAAGUGAUGAGAAAUAAAUGCUGAGACUUGUGACUUUAGUGUUAAGGAGACUUAAUUCUUGUAAAUAGUUGUGGCUGCUCACGACAGUUGAGACAGUCUUGUUGUGUGUGUGGUUCUUAAUAAUACAUUAAAACCAGUGUUUUCUGACCUUGAAAUGUUUCUAAUCUUCAUUUGAUUGGUUCUAUAAUUCUAUCGCUGUAAGCUCAUUUUUA
Messenger RNA from Rubroshorea leprosula, 604 nucleotides. The record is from the annotation of a GenBank genome assembly. NCBI's taxonomy places the organism in Eukaryota, Viridiplantae, Streptophyta, Magnoliopsida, Malvales, Dipterocarpaceae.